Exophiala mesophila is the source of this 5254-nucleotide messenger RNA. RefSeq lists its product as uncharacterized. Gene Ontology annotation, cellular component: cytoplasm. Gene Ontology annotation, biological process: replication fork reversal. The transcript is spliced from 3 exons. Gene Ontology annotation, molecular function: single-stranded DNA helicase activity; 5'-flap endonuclease activity. Lineage: Eukaryota; Fungi; Ascomycota; Eurotiomycetes; Chaetothyriales; Herpotrichiellaceae. The coding region runs from base 1 to 5079 and encodes 1692 amino acids. The record is from RefSeq and is a predicted model, not a curated record.
AUGCCACCGGCUCCUCUGGCAACCAUUUCUUCACAGUCAAAGAGGAAAUUGAAUGCUUUCAAAUUCGAUCAGACAUUGAUGGAGGCGGAAGGCAAUAAGGAAAACCAAAACCAUCUCUCCGAAGAUCAUGCUCCUGUCAAGCACCAUAUUGAAUCGCCGCCUCGAGCAAAACCCUCCCAGAAUACCUUACCACAUACCCCCGCCGUCAAAAUCCCUAUCGAAGACCUUAUUGCCAACACAGAAGACGCAUUCAACUGUCCUCCUCCCUUAGCGACGCCGAAAGAUCAUGUCCUAUGGCAGACAAAUCCAGAUAGCUCAGAUCCUUCGUCGUCUGCGAGAGGUACACAACAAAGUAGGAAGCGAGCUCACAGUUCUUCUCCUGCCUCCUCGCAGCUGGGUCGGUCUGAACAUUUGUCCGGACGCAAGGAAGCAUUGAAUUUGGAUACACUGCAAAAGUCUCUCCGCACGCCGAACAACGACCCUACUCAAGACUUAUGGAACCGUUAUUCUGCGGUGAACAAUCCCAGAUCAAAACCAGGUGAACCAAUUUUGCCUGCCUACGCUCAUCUGCUCCCGUCGUCGCCACAAACACCAGGUACGACUGGAAAGGAAGCAUCUUUACGAAGGACACACAGCUGCGGCACGGAAUGGCCGGCAUCAAAUGCAAAACGCCGAAAGGUCGACACAAGCGAAGGGCCUCAAGGUCGGACCAAAGAAAUAUUUGCCGCUUCACGGAAAGAUAUUCUACGUCACGACCUCUCAAACAACACGAAGGUUGGCUUGCUUCUGGAGAAGAUUCAUGAGAGCCUCAGCAAGAAGCAAAGGGUAGAAGAGGGCCCGUCUAGCUCUUCGCCCCUCCCCGAAAGACGCUCUCAGUUCCUCGAGUCUCCAACUCGACCACAAGUUCGGCCACAGCCUUCGUUGAUGCCUGCUCCUAGUGAGGCUGUUCAACCCCGAGCGAGUCCUUUGCGAGAAACUCGUGUUCGAGAGAAGACUCCCGCUUCUUCCGAUUAUGGCGAUGAUGAGCUUGACCUCGAGGCUUUUGAAUGCAUCGAAUCUGCAGUUGCGCAACAAGCGGAGGCCGUAGAGGACAAUCGUACGGUGGUCAGCAUCGAUAACAAAAAGGACUCCAACAGCCAGCGGACGUCGUGUCAUGUACAUCAAGUUGAGAAACCUCGACAUGAUCCACGCAAACAAAUUUCGAAUCCUCCAUUGCAGCCAAAGCCACCCACCGUGAUUUUGGAUGAUGAGUUCGAUGAUGAUGACGAUGACGACGAUAUGAUGAAUGGAAUGAUUGACCUGGUCUCCAAAUUUGAAUCUCAAUGUCCAGCAAAGGCGUGCGGCACAGCUGAGCCAACAACACAGGCUCCUUCGCGCCUCGAGACUUUAGACGAGUUUGACGAGGCAUUUGACGACGAUGACGACAUGUGGGACAGUAUCAUUGAUGCUGGGCACAAUCAGACAGAUCCUGUGAGGAUCAACCCCUCACAACAAUACUCGAAAAGUGCACAGAAUACAUUGAUCGAUCAUCGAGCAAUCAAACGAUACCUCAUCGUCGAAGUUGUUGAGAGUGAGUACGAAGCCAAGUCGGGACGUAGACGAAUCGAAAAAAUGUUGUCUGUUAAAGAUGAGAAAAGCGGCAUGCGAUACAUCGUUCUCUUGCGCGACUCUUGGUACGACACAAGAUGUACAAAGGGUUCUUAUGUUCACAUUAUCGGCAUAUUUGACAACACAGGGACUUGCAUCAUCGAUGAUGCCAGCAACAUGAUCAUUGUCCACCCGGACCACCUCAUAUCUUCCACUGUCGUGGGAGACUCUUUCACCUGUAUGCGGCGAGCAGUUCUCCAAGACCGAAUCAAAGCCACAAGCAUAGCGACAGCACCACAAGUGUAUGGUCAUAUCCUCCACGAAGUCUUUGGGCAAGCUCUUCUUCUGGAUCGGUGGGAUGCGCAAUCCUUCCGAGAUAUCGUCAACAACAUAUUGCCCUCUUACCUCGAAUCACUCUAUGAGAUCGGCGUAAGCGUUCACGAUGCAACUGAAUAUCUACUUGGCAAAACUCCAGAGUUGAUUGCCUGGGCUAAUGUCUUUGUGGGCCAAAAAGUGAGCAAGGACUCUGUCAUCCGUGAUCGCAAUGGACUACUCGUUCCGACCAGUAUCAACAAAGUUUUGGAACUUGAAGAACACAUCUGGUCGCCCAUGUACGGCCUAAAGGGCAAUAUCGAUGCUACGGUCCAAGCCCAAAUGAUACUCCCUGGAGAAGCAUCACCACGCACCUUGGUGAUUCCCUUCGAGUUGAAGACUGGCAAGAAAGACAAUGUUGAGCAACAUCGAGUCCAGACGGCUCUUUACACGCUCUUGUUGACUGACAGAUACGAUAUUAAUGUCACUUGCGGUGUUCUCUAUUACAUGGAAACCUCCAAAACUUUUCGCGUUGAGGGUAUCAGGAACGAGCUUCGUCAUAUGGUCAUCCAGCGGAAUGAGCUGGCUUGCUAUGUCCAUGACAAGCUGGCGUUGCCUCCAAUGAUCAAGAAAGAACACCUCUGCAAGACUUGCUACUCCAAGGCUGCAUGUUUCACAUAUCAUAAACUCUCGGAAAAUGGCGACGGAGUCACAAGUGGGUUGGGCGAGAAGUUCAACGAGGUGGUGGGCCACCUUUCGCCAGAAGAUCAAAAGUUCUUCGAGAAGUGGGAUGAACUUCUCACGAAAGAGGAACGAGAUACCAUGAAAUUUCGCAGAGAGUUAUGGACCAUGUUGAGCUCUGAACGGGAAGCUGUUGGUCGAUGUUUCUCACAAGUCAUGAUCUUGCCUGGGUCCACUGUUGAGAAUCAUGAGAGCUCCAAGAUCAAUCGCUUCGAGUAUACCUUUGUCAAGCACAAAGCGAAGCCAGGCUUCUCGUUCACAGAAUCACAAAUCACAAUAGGUGAGCCGAUCGUGAUUUCAGAUGAGCGAGGGCAUUUCAACUUUGCUGCGGGCUACGUGACUAAUGUUCGUCCGAACCGAGUGACUGUCACAGUUGACCGUCGACUUCAGUAUGCUAGAAGAAGGAAAGACGGUUUCGACUCGGAGAGAAAUCAGACUUUCACAGGCACGCUCGGGAACGGGACCCAGGGCAGCUCUCAACAGCAUGAUGAGGGAACACCACUCCUUUACCGAAUUGACAAGGAUGAGUUUGCCAAUGGCAUGGCAACGGCUCGAAACAACCUGCUACGGAUUAUGGAGAAGGAUCUUUGGAGAGCCCGAGAGCUCAGACAACUCAUCAUCGAUCAAAAGGCCCCAGAAUACAAGGUGAACUCAACAUCUUACUCGUUGGGUGGCCCUGCUUCACAGCAAGAGCUCAACAUUGAUCAACGUAAAGCCAUUGAGAACGUGAUGAGCGCGAAAGACUAUGCGCUAGUGCUGGGCAUGCCAGGUACAGGAAAGACCACUACCAUUGCUCAUAUCAUCAGAGCGCUGGUAUCUCAGGGGAAGUCUGUUCUUUUGGCUUCCUACACCCACACGGCAGUUGACAAUAUUUUGCUCAAGAUCAAGGACGACGAUUUCUCCAUCUUUCGCAUCGGCGCUAUCAACAAAGUUCACCCGGAAGUCAAGUCAUUCGCCGAUAUCUCUGGUCUGCAGAAGCGAACCAUCGAGGAACUUCAUGAAGCAUGGCAGGGCAGUCAAGUAGUUGCGACUACUUGCCUGAGUGUCAACCACGGCAUCUUCAACGCUCGCACAUUUGACUAUUGCAUCGUGGAUGAGGCAUCUCAAAUUACACUUCCAGUAUGUCUAGGACCGAUCCGAAUGGCCAGGACAUUCAUCUUGGUCGGAGAUCAUUACCAGCUUCCGCCAUUGGUACAGAACAAGGAUGCACAACAAGGCGGCCUGGACGUAAGCUUAUUCAAGCUCCUUUCAGAUGCGCAGCCUGAUUCGGUUGUUAAUCUUGAGCAUCAAUACCGAAUGGCUGAGGACAUUAUGCUGCUCUCCAAGGAGCUGGUCUAUUCUGGCCGUAUCAAAUGUGGCAACGAAGCAGUAGCCAAAAGAACACUGCACAUUCCCCAUCUUGAUACCGGUCUAACUGCUUAUCAUUUCACAUCUUCUUCGCUUUCCGGACGAGGAUCUGCUCAGCAGCCAACGACAAUAUGCGCCUCAGAUGGAUCAUGUUGGCUUCGCAAGGCACUGUGCCCAACGUCGAGAUGCUUGCUGCUCAACACUGAUAGUAUCAAUCCAGCCGGAAGUGCGAAAGAAACGGCUUCUGGGCCACGCAUCACGAAUACAACCGAAUGUACUCUUACAGCCCAGCUUGUGGCUGCACUGAUACAUUGUGGUAUUGCUCCAAAGUCGAUCGGAGUCAUCACAUUCUACCGUUCUCAGCUUGCCUUACUACGAACUGAAGUGAAAAGUACGGCAGGAAGUGUAGCCGCAAGUGAGGUCGAAAUGCAUACAGCAGACAAGUACCAAGGCCGUGACAAGGAGGUGGUGAUCCUCAGUUGUGUUCGAAGCAAUGACCACAAUCACGUUGGUGAUCUGCUGAAAGAUUGGAGACGAGUCAAUGUUGCAGUGACAAGGGCGAGGAGUAAGCUGUUGAUCUUGGGCAGCAAGUCGACACUUGAGGGGAGUGAUGUGCCGAUUCUUCAAGGUCUGACAAAGCUCAUGGACGCACAAGGGUGGAUCAUGGAUCUUCCAGCAUUCGCCACGACCUGUCAUACCUUUGAAACGAUCAUGCCCACUACAGGUGCGACUCAGGUUAGCACGGUAGGAGACAAGGGUCAAAUAGCUCCAACUCCCGCAAACAAUCAGUCUAGAGCGGUGAAACGACCACUCGACAGAUCAAACGGUAAUACGUCGACAAGUCCUCGAAAGAUUGCAAGCAGCACGGGUGUUCAUGCGCCAUUCAAAAUGCCUAAGAAAGUGGUGCAUGGUAGCAAGAUUGUGGACUUGGAGAAAUUGCUCGAUCAGCGACCAGUGAUGCGGGAUGUGAUGAACGACAUUGUCGGACAGGAAAAUGUGCCAACGAUACAGCAAGCGCAGAACAAAAGUCAGGGGUUUGAUGUUGAUAUGGAUGAUGACUUUGACCCGGCUGCUUUUGGAAUUUUCGAAUGAAAUGAGGUUGUCAUGGUGUGUUGAAGAAAGCGAUCCUUUGGAUAAUUUUCGGUACUUAAAGGUUUGGACAAACUCCAUUCGAAUGGCAUUCUUCGCUUGUCUUGAUACCAAGCAUGAAUUCAAUCACGAUCAAACCAAGCCUGAUGGGAAAUUGAUCACCCGAAGCAAUCUGGAC